Capsicum annuum is the source of this 1012-nucleotide messenger RNA. RefSeq names its product LIMR family protein At5g01460. NCBI's taxonomy places the organism in Eukaryota, Viridiplantae, Streptophyta, Magnoliopsida, Solanales, Solanaceae. The record is from RefSeq and is a predicted model, not a curated record. Bases 16 to 618 code for a protein of 200 amino acids. The transcript is spliced from 8 exons.
AAGGCUCUAGAGGAGAUGUAUCCUCAAGGUGAAAAGGCUGAGACUGCUUGGGCAAUGACUGUUCUAGGCUAUUUGGCAAAACUCAUCCUAGGCGUUUUAGGGCUGAUUGUAUCUGUAGCUUGGGUUGCCCAUAUUGUGAUAUAUCUUCUGAUUGAUCCUCCAUUUUCUUCUUUCCUUAAUGAGGUUUUCAUUAAACUAGACGAUAUUUGGGGUCUUUUGGGCACUGCAGCUUUUGCAUUUUUUUGCUUCUACCUUCUGCUUGCAGUGAUUGCCGGAGCAAUGAUGCUUGGCUUGAAAUUAGUUUUUGUUACGAUUCACCCAAUGAAGUGGGGAUCUACGCUCAUGAACUCCUUUCUUUUCAAUGUGGGCCUUAUUCUUCUUUGCUCUAUCAGUGUCAUUCAGUUCUGUGCCACAGCCUUUGCAUACUAUGCUCAAGCCACUGCAGCUCAAGAAAUAUUUGGUCACAAUUUGCAAUCUCUUCGUGGAAUUAAAUAUCUAUACAAGUACAACGUGUUUCAAAUUGGAUUCAUCGUUUUAGCUGGGCUGACGUUUGUUUACUAUGCUGCCUUUGGGUGGAGAAGGAAAAAGCCUAGCGGGAGGUUCCAGCUUUCCAGUUAAAGGUUUUGAUUGGAUAGCAGUGCGCGCAUCUAACUGUAUUUGGACUUCUCUGGCCUAUCACUAAUGUCGAGGCUUUGAACUCUGGUGUAUGUUGCCUAGUUUUGUUUGAUAUUAUUCUUGGAGAAGGCAAACACCAUUAAAUUUGAUUUCUGCGGUAGAAGUUGGGUGUUGGCGACUACUGCUGCUGCUGCCACUGAUCUUGCCGCUGUUACUUAGUUCUUUUUUCCCACCUUUGUAUGUAUCAUUUGUUUGGUAAUGUUAUCAUUUGUUUGGGCAUGUCGUGGGCUACUUGGUUUGAUAAUUGUCCUUGAUGUAUCAUAUAGUCAUUAUAUACAAAAUUUCUUGAAUGCUUGUAUAUUUACUGUACUCUUUUUUAUUGCUUUUGGAGCUUACC